Messenger RNA from Eucalyptus grandis, 3565 nucleotides. Its product is annotated as receptor protein kinase TMK1-like. Lineage: Eukaryota; Viridiplantae; Streptophyta; Magnoliopsida; Myrtales; Myrtaceae. Gene Ontology annotation, molecular function: protein binding; protein kinase activity; ATP binding. The record is from RefSeq and is a predicted model, not a curated record. Gene Ontology annotation, biological process: protein phosphorylation.
GAUUUGGACCCAAAAAAUAAAAAAAUAAAAAAAUCGGUUUUUUUCUUCAUCGUCGUCGUCGUCGUCGUCGUCAUCUCAUCAUCAUCAUCAUCAUCUCUCCCCGCGACUUGAACAUUUCCAGUCGCAGAUCCGCCUUUGCAGUUACCUCUUCAAACGACCAGCUCCACCUCCAGCUCCCUCUCUCACUCUCUCUUUCUCUCUCUACUUCCACUUCACUCUAUAACUACUUCCCCGCACCGCCCUCCCUCCCCCUCUCUCUCUCUCUCUCUAGAAUCGCUAGUCAUGCCGCCGUCGUGACCGGAAUCCGGUGAUGCCGCGCCUCCGCCGGAACCGCCAUUGCUCCUCCUCCUCCUCCUCCUCCUCCUCCUCACCGCACUGAAGCUCGUCGGCACUAGGGGGGAUCUCUUCCUCUCUCUGCCUCAUGGGGAAAAGUAACCGCCUCGGCCGCCGCCGCGCCGGCGAGCUGCUCCUCGCCGUCGCGCUCUCCCUCGCGGCGGUCUCCGGCGUCACGGACCCGGGCGACCUGGCCAUCCUGAAGCAGUUCCGGGACGGGCUCAGCAACCCGGAGCUGCUCGAGUGGCCGGCGGGCGGCGGCGACGGCGACCCGUGCGGCUCCAAGUGGAAGCACGUGUUCUGCUCCGGCGACCGGGUGUCGCAGAUUGAGGUCCAGAAGGUCGGCCUCGCGGGGCCCCCCGCGAACCUCAACCAGCUCACCGCCCUCACUCACUUGGGCCUCCAGAACAACCGGUUCAGCGGGGCGGUCCCGUCGCUGCGCGGGCUCUUGACUCUGCAGUACGCGUAUCUGGAUUACAACAAGUUCGACUCCAUUCCUUCCGAUUGCUUCGUCGGCCUCGACAGCUUGCAGAUUCUGGCAUUGGACGGCAACAAUCUGAACGCCAGCACGGGGUGGAUGUUCCCGAAUGAGUUGCAGAACUCGGCGCAGCUGAGGAAUCUCACCUGUAACGGCUGCAAUUUGGUCGGCCCGGUGCCGGAUUUCCUCGGAAGCAUGGCUUCUCUGCAAGUGUUGAUGUUAUCAGGUAACAGCUUGACGGGUGGGAUUCCUGCGAGUUUUGCUAACUGCAGUUUGCAGAUUCUGUGGUUGAAUAAUCAACGUAAAGGUGGAAUGACCGGGCCUAUUGAUGUGGUGACUUCUAUGGUCUCUCUGACGAGCCUGUGGCUUCAUGGGAAUAGCUUCUCGGGAUCGAUUCGGAAUAUCGGGGACUUGGUUUCUCUGAAGAGCCUCAAUCUUAAUGGUAAUCAAUUCUCCGGCUUGAUUCCUGAUAGCUUGAUAAAUAUGGUUUUGGAUUUGCUAGAUCUGAAUAAUAAUAACUUCAUGGGUCCGACCCCCAACUUUAAGUCGCCUAAGGCGGUUUGUGCUUCUAAUAAGUUUUGUUUGCCCACGCCGGGAGCACCUUGCGCGCCGGAAGUUAUGGCUCUCAUAGACUUUCUUGGCGCGUUGAAUUACCCAGCAAGGCUUCUUUCGUCGUGGGUGGGUAAUGAUCCUUGCCAAGGGCCAUGGCUUGGGCUGAGUUGCAAUAAUAACGGAAAAGUUGCCAUGAUCAAUUUGCCCAAGAACAAGCUUAAUGGUGCAUUGAGUCCGUCGGUUGCGAAGUUGGAUGCUCUCACACAGGUGAGACUUGGUUCGAACAAUUUGACGGGUUCAGUCCCUGCUAACUGGACUAGUUUGAAAGGUCUGACUUACUUGGACCUAAGUAACAACAACAUUUCUGGUCCAAUGCCAAAAUUUAGUGACUCUGUGACGCUCCUCAUUGAUGGGAAUCCUCUGCUAAAUGUUACCCCCACCUCUCCAGAGGUGAGCCCUCCAUCUGGGGAUACGAAGUCCCCUGGUGGAACUCCAGAUUCCCCAACCAAAGGCUCAACUUCUGCUUCUGCUAACGUUCCUACUCCUGUUAGCUCCCCCAAGCCGAAGAAAUUUAAGUAUUUUUGGGCAGCAAUUGUCGCUCCCGUUGCCAGUGUGGCAGCUCUCAUGCUCCUGGCUGUUCCUCUGUACUUCUGUUGUAAGAAGAGGAGAGAAACAUCCCAGGCUCCAAGUUCCCUAGUGGUUUACCCGAGAGAUUCCUCUGAUCCAGAUAAUAUCGUGAAGAUCGCAGUUGCUAGUAACACCUAUGGCAGCACCUCACUUAUGGGGAGUGACUCUGCUAGCAGAAAUAGCAGUGGAUUUGGUGAGUCUCAUGUAAUUGAAGCGGGGAAUCUCAUAAUAUCAGUUCAGGUCCUUCGAAAUGUGACGAAAAAUUUUGCACGGGAAAAUGAGCUUGGUCGCGGUGGCUUUGGGGUAGUUUAAGGGGAGUUAGACGAUGGAACAAAGAUCGCAGUGAAAAGAAUGGAGGCAGGUGUAAUUAGCAACAAAGCAAUAGACGAAUUUCAGGCUGAAAUUGCAGUCCUUUCAAAAGUUAGGCAUCGUCACUUGGUAUCUCUUCUAGGCUAUUCUGUAGAAGGAAAUGAAAGAAUACUAGUGUAUGAGUACAUGCCUCAAGGGGCCCUCAGCAAGCAUCUCUUCCAUUGGAAGAACUUGAAGUUGGAGCCUCUUACCUGGAAGAGGAGGUUAAAUAUUGCUCUGGACGUUGCCAGGGGAAUGGAGUAUCUUCAUAGUCUAGCUCAUCAGAGCUUCAUACACAGAGAUCUUAAAUCAUCGAAUAUUUUGCUCGGAGAUGAUUUUAAAGCCAAGGUUUCAGAUUUUGGACUGGUAAAGCUUGCUCCUGAUGGAGAGAAGUCUGUGGUAACAAGGCUUGCCGGGACCUUUGGCUAUCUAGCUCCAGAAUAUGCUGUCACAGGGAAAAUUACUACUAAAGCUGAUGUCUUCAGUUUUGGAGUUGUUUUAAUGGAACUACUGACGGGAUUGAUGGCGCUUGAUGGAGAAAGACCAGAGGAAAGCCAAUACCUCGUGGGUUAUUUCUGGAAUAUAAAAUCAGAUAAAGAAAAGUUAAAGGCUGCUAUUGACCCAACUUUGGAGAAAAAGGAGGAGACAUACGAGAGUAUCUCCAUCAUCGCUGAAUUAGCCGGGCACUGCACUGCAAGGGAGCCAAACCAAAGGCCAGAUAUGGGCCAUGCUGUGAAUGUACUGGCUCCACUUGUUGAGAAAUGGAAACCAUUUGACGACGACUACGAAGAAUACUCUGGCAUUGAUUACAGCCUCCCGCUGAAUCAGAUGGUUAAGGACUGGCAGGAAGCAGAAAGCAAGGACUUGAGUUACGCGGACUUAGAAGACAGUAAGGGAAGUAUACCCACAAGACCAACAGGAUUCGCGGACUCUUUCACUUCUACCGAUGCUCGGUAAAAAGAUCAAUUUGGUUGCUUUUCUUAAGCAUGCUUCUUUUGGUAGUGGUAUAUAGCACGAUGGGAUGGGGGGGCUUUGCUUAUUGAGAACUCAGUGUUCAUAUCAUGAUUAAACGUUACUUCCUUAUCAUGAUUAAGUAGGGUUUCCAAAUUCUUAGGAUAUCUUGUUCAGGCUUUAAAUGUUCGAGUUUUGACCAUGAUAUCUCCAGGGAAUUGGUGAUGUUGUAGAUAGAGAUGGAUCAUUAUAAAAAAUGAUGCUUAUGAUUCCUCA